This is a messenger RNA of Sclerotinia sclerotiorum 1980 UF-70, 744 nucleotides long. RefSeq lists its product as hypothetical. NCBI's taxonomy places the organism in Eukaryota, Fungi, Ascomycota, Leotiomycetes, Helotiales, Sclerotiniaceae. The transcript has 4 exons. Gene Ontology annotation, molecular function: microtubule plus-end binding. The coding region runs from base 1 to 744 and encodes 247 amino acids. Gene Ontology annotation, cellular component: spindle midzone; microtubule organizing center; cytoplasmic microtubule. Gene Ontology annotation, biological process: spindle assembly; regulation of microtubule polymerization or depolymerization; protein localization to microtubule plus-end. The record is from RefSeq and is a predicted model, not a curated record.
AUGGGAGAAUCAAGACAGGAGCUCGUGGCAUGGCUUAACAACCUGCUACAACUUAAUAUCACAAAAGUUGAACAAUGUGGAACUGGUGCUGCUCUCUGCCAAGUAUUCGACAGUAUCUUCCUCGAUGUACCGAUGUCAAAAGUCAAGUUCAACGUAAAUACCGAAUAUGCAUACCUACAAAAUUUCAAAAUUCUUCAAAACACCUUUACCCGUCAUCAAAUUGAUCGAAGCAUCCAUGUCGAACAACUUGUUAAAUGUAAGAUGCAAGACAAUCUCGAGUUUUUACAAUGGUCCAAGAGAUACUGGGAUCAAUACUUUCCGGGAGGUGAAUAUGAUGCUGUAGCUCGUCGACGUGCCGCUGGAGGACCCGGUGCCGCCCCUUCGGCUGCGCCGAAAACAUCCGCUGGGACUGGAGCAGCUCGAAGAGGAGUAACACCAACGACGAGCGGCGCACGAGUUGCUAAGCCCGGAGGAGUUGCUGGUGGUGCAGCUUCAGCAGCAUUAAAGGCAGAGAAUGAUACUUUGAAGGAGACCGUUGCAGGGCUAGAACGUGAACGAGAUUUCUACUUCAGCAAACUCAGAGAUAUCGAAUUACUGGUUCAACAAGCAUGUGAAGAGGACCCCGAGAUUGAGAAGCAGGAAGACGGUUUAAUCAAGCACAUUCAGACUAUCUUGUACUCAACUGAAGAUGGAUUUGAAAUACCGGCCGAGGCGGAGGUUGAUGAUCAAGAAGAGACAUUCUAG